UCGCUUAAGGAGAGAGAAGUGAACCAAACACUUAUUAAUUUGUGCGUAUAUGUAAUGGACUCUGUCAACAAUAACAACACACGUCUCUCUCUCGUGUUGUGCUGUCGUGUGUUCACUUGUGUAGACGACUGUAGACGAGGAUAACAGCUGAAGUUUCCUACAUUUGACAUUACAUUUGGACUGUGUGCGUACUUCUCAGCUGUUGUGUUGUGUAUGAGGCAUGGAUGACAAUGAUGAAGAGGAAAGCUGCAGUAUAUACCCGAUCGGCACUAAUAUAAAGGCCAAGAUGCAGCAGUUUGUAGAGGAAAGAACAGAAGUCAACAUGUGGACGGCUGUUCUGAUUGGAGCAGGGACAGCUGUCUGCAUCGUUGGCGUCGUCGUGUUUUUUCUUUACCGAAGAUACAAAAAGUCAAAGGAGGAGGCCGGCAUUCCUCACUAUCGCUUCAGGAAGAGAGAUAAGGUCAUGUUCUACGGUCGGAAGAUUAUGAGAAAGGUGCAGACGUUGUCCUCCGUCCCAGCCCCGAAUUCAAACUCAGCAUCCCGGCAGAGGGUGAGGAAGAGGACCAAAGUCCUGUCUAUAGCUCGCAAGAUCCUGCGUAUCCGGAGGGAGCCCACCACCCUACAGCCCAAGGAGCCUCCUCCCAGUCUCCUGGAGGCUGACCUGACUGAGUUUGAUGUGCAGAACUCCCAUCUGCCCUCUGAGGUGUUGUACAUGCUGAAAAAUGUCAGAGUACUGGGACACUUUGAGAAGCCUCUCUUCCUGGAGCUGUGUCGUCACAUGGUGCUGAUCCAGCUGCACCAGGGGGAGUCGCUCUUCCGACCGGGCGACACAGAUGACAGUAUUUACGUGGUUCAAGACGGCCGCCUGGAGCUGUGCAUCCAUGAGAGCGAUGGUACGGAUGCUGUGGUAAAGGAGGUUUUAACAGGAGACAGCGUCCACAGUUUGCUCAGCAUCCUGGAUAUCAUCACUGGCUAUCCGGCUCCUUACAAGACCGUGUCUGCGAGGGCUGCGGCUCCCUCCACCAUCCUGCGACUUCCAGCUGCAGCGUUUCAGUCAGUGUUUGAGAAAUAUCCCGAAACUCUGGUCCGUGUCAUCCAGAUCAUCAUGGUGCGUCUCCAGAGAGUGACCUUCCUCGCCUUACACAACUACCUCGGCCUGACCACUGAGCUCUUCAACCCGGAAAGUCAAGCCAUCUCCUUGGUGUCAGUGUCUCAUGUUUUGGGUGAGGCUCAUCCACACAGAGGCCUCCGCAGGCAACCCUCCCACUCUGAGGAGUCGGCCCCUGAAAAAUCAGACACAGAAAAAUCCAGUCCCUCUGAAGUGCCACCAAAAUUCAGGAAGUCUCGCUCUCUCUCCAAUCCCGCAGAUAUUACAGGUGAAAUGUCAGUUGACCUCAACAGAGUGUAUGAACGGGCGAGAAUUGCCAAAGAGGAGAUGGUGCCUGCAAGUCCAGUGAAGUCUAUCCUGAAGAAGAGCGUGACAAUGCUGCACACUCCAUCUGCCGUUUACCACUACAGCGACACAGGAGGGGGGAAUGUUCAACAUAAUAAGGUCAAUGCCAUUUUCCAAGCUGCCAAAAAGGAUCUGGUGCAGGUCAUCCAGAUACAGGACCCCAGUCUGCUGGAGGGGAGGGUGAAUCUACGCCAGGUCAAAGCUGGCACUGUCGUAGCCCACCAGGGAGACCAGGACGUGAGCGUGGCGUUUGUCAUCUCGGGCGUGCUCCACGUUUACCAGCGGAUGAUCGACCGCGAGGAGGAGAGCCUGCUGUUCGUCACCCACCCGGGGGAGAUGGUGGGUCACCUGGCCGUCCUCACUGGGGAGCCUCUCAUCUUCACCGUCAGAGCACAGCGAGAUUGCAUGUUCCUCUCCAUAUCCAAGGCUCACUUCUACGAGAUGAUGCGAGAAGAACCAAGGGUGGUGUUGAAUGUAGCUCACACGGUGGUGAAGAGGGUGUCACCGUUCGUCAGGCAGAUUGAUUUCGCUCUGGACUGGAUGGCUGUGGAGGCCGGCCGUGCCGUCUACAGACAGAGAGACAAGUCAGACAGCACCUUCAUUGUCCUCAGCGGCCGACUGCGCUCCGUCAUCGCAAAGGAUGAUGGGAAGAAGGAGCUAGCUGGAGAGUACGGUCGCGGGGAUCUCAUCGGUGUGGUUGAGGCCCUGACCCACAUGAACCGAGCCACCACAGUCCACGCUGUCAGGGACUCUGAGCUGGCCAAGCUGCCCGAAGGAGCUCUGAACUCCAUCAAGAGGAGGUAUCCUCAGGUCGUCACCAGACUCAUUCAUCUGCUGGGACAGAAGAUCCUGGGUAACAUGCAGCAGGUCAACGGGCCUCUAGCUGCACGCAGUCUGAGCCUCCACACCCCCAACAGUAAGUGGGAUGCAGGGAACCCAGUCUCCAACCUGUCCACUGUGACCAUCCUGCCUGUGUCUGACGAGGUUCCUCUCACUGCCUUCACUCUGGAGCUGCAGCACGCACUCAGUGGCAUCGGCCCCACUCUACUGCUGACCAGUGACACCAUCAAACAGCGACUGGGCGCUGCUGCUCUGGACAACAUCCACGAGUACCGCCUGUCCAGUUGGCUCGGCCAGCAGGAGGACAUCCAUCGCAUCGUCCUCUACCAGUCUGACUCUGGACUCACGCCGUGGACGCAGCGCUGCAUCCGCCAGGCCGACUGCAUCAUCAUCGUGGGACUGGCAGAGCAGGAGCCAGCUGUGGGCGAGCUGGAGCGGAUGUUGGAGGGAAGUUCAGUUCGGGCUCAGAAGCAGCUGGUGUUGCUGCACAGGGAGGAUGGCCCCCCACCUAAAGGGACGGCGGAGUGGCUGAACAUGCGGAGCUGGAUCUGCAGACACCAUCACCUUUCCUGCCCCCGCAGAGUGUUCUCCAGGAGGAGUUUACCCAAACUGAGAGAGUUGUACCAGCGAGUGUUUGAAAAGUGUCCAGAUCGUCACUCUGACUUCUCCCGCCUGGCCAGGAUCCUCACAGGAAACACCAUCGCCCUCGUGCUGGGUGGAGGGGGCGCCAGGGGCUGCUCUCAGGUGGGCAUACUGCGGGCUCUGAAGGAGGCGGGGAUCCCUAUCGACUUGGUGGGCGGAACCUCCAUCGGUUCCUUCAUGGGAGCACUGUACGCAGAGGAGAAGAGCAACAGUCGGAUGAGGGUCCGGGCUCGCGAGUGGGCCAUGGAUAUGACGUCUCUAUUUAAGAAGAUAGUGGAUCUGACCUACCCCGUCACCUCCAUGUUUUCUGGAGCUUCCUUUAACUCCAGCAUCAGCUCCGUCUUCAAGGGCAAACAGAUAGAGGACCUGUGGCUGCCGUACUUCAACAUCACUACAGAUAUCACAGCUUCCACCAUGAGAGUUCACACUUAUGGGUCGUUGUGGCGGUAUGUUCGAGCCAGUAUGUCUCUGUCUGGUUACCUGCCGCCUCUCUGUGAUCCUAAAGAUGGACACUUACUCAUGGAUGGAGGUUAUAUCAAUAAUCUGCCUGCUGAUGUUGCUCGCUCUAUGGGCGCCAAGGUGGUGAUCGCCAUUGAUGUCGGAAGCCAGGACGAAACCAACCUGACCAACUACGGUGACACUCUGAAUGGCUGGUGGUUGCUGUGGAAACGGCUCAACCCACUAGCUGAGAAAGUCAAGGUGUUGAACAUGGCAGAGAUCCAGACCCGACUGGCUUACGUCUGCUGUGUCCGGCAGCUGGAGCUGGUCAAAGACAGCGAGUACUGUGAGUACAUCCGGCCACCCAUCGACCGCUACGGCACGCUGGAGUUCGGCAAGUUUGACGAGAUCGCUGAGGUGGGAUACCAGCACGGGAAGACUCUGUUUGACGUGUGGCAGCGCAGCGGAGUGGUGGACAGCAUGAUGAAGGACAGACAGGAGGAGUUACACAAGACCAAAACUGGCCAUGUGGUCACAUGUCCAAACGCUUCCUUCACUGACCUGGCGGAAAUCGUGUCAAGAAUCGAACCUGUGAAGGUGGCCACGAUUGAAGAGGAACUGUCAGAUGAAUACCAGACGGACUAUGACUAUGACGAGGACGCAGCUGAGAGCGCCCUCUCUGACUAUGAGGCAUUCACCGGUGGCAGUGAACACACAGAGGGAGAGGAGACGGCAGACACUGCUGAAACAGAUGAGGAGAUUCAAAUCAGAGUUCGACACCGGCUCAGUAAUGCCUCAGAAAGUGCUUGACUGUGACAUCCAUCAAAGCCACAGAACACACUUUUCAAUGCAGUAUUUCUGACUCCAAGUCAUGUGAUGGCUGUCUGAGUCUGUCUGAGUUUAUAUUUGACAUUAUAGAUGAGACUCAUGCUCAGUGUCUUGCCGAAGAACACUUCAGCAGGAUACAGGACAGAUUACAGACAGUGACUUAAUGUGAUACUCGAACCUCCAGCACAGCACAUAGUUUUAAAGGAGUGAGAGUUGUUUAAUUUCAGUGGUUUGAACAGUUACAGCAGAGAGUUGUAUUAAGUCCUAGUUAUGGAAAACAAGGAGAGAUUGAUUUUAAAGACUGUUAUCUUCAUACAAGCACAUCACACUCAAUAUACAAUACACUACAGUCCUUUAUCAUUUCAUUACAUACAGUGCCAGUUCAAUGCAUUGCUCGUCCAUACCAUGAUAAGCUCAGAUACAUAAUGCAAUACAUGUGUUUCAUAAUGUUUACAUGCAAGUCAAAGCAGUAAAUACAUGUUUUGUAUACAUGUAGAACACAGACAGUGUUAAGCUCAAUUUUAUGUGAUGAUGAAGGGUUUUCUACACAGUGUAAUAUGAACACUGACUAUAAUAAGCUUUAUCAUACAUGCAACACCUCUUCAAUCAGACAUGGAUCAUGAAUGUAUUUCUAACAUGGAGCAUUACUUUUUAGAAAACAGGAUUUUCAUAGUAGAUCAAACACUAAAUGUUCAACAGUCCGUCCAUUUAGUUCUCACCAUCGAGUCAACUGUAAAGUGUCUCUUAUAAAGGGAAUAUAAUAAGGGAGUCAUUUGGGAUUAUGAUUAUGUUCAUUAUCAUCUGUCAAUUAUUUUCUCGAUUAGUCAGUUAGAUGUUUGGUCUUCAAAAUGUUUUGAGAAAAGUUCUCCCAAGUAUGCCGUCCUCAAACAGUCCACAACCCAAAGAUAUUCAGUUUAUAAUCAUACAGGAAUAAAUAGAUCAGAAAGUAGUCACAUUUGAGGAUUUUCUAAAUUUCCUUCUUAUAGAAAAUGACUCGAAGCCAAUAAUCGACUAUCAAAAAGUUGCUGAUUAAAUGAAUAGCUGUCAACUGAUUGCUCAGUUUAAUUGUGGGAAGUGAUUCCAGUGGGACAUUAUGAACCCUGGAUCUUGUUAUUAUUACUGUCACUGUGCUAUUUCAUUUCUAUGAUGACAUGUCAAAAUGUGUGCCAUGGCAGAAGUCUGUUAGUAAGAACUGAACAUUACCUGACAGAAAUGAACUAAAGGUAACCAAAGCACUAUGUGACAGCAGUUAUUAUGUUGAUCAUUAUGUUAUGCAUUAUGUGAUAUGUGACAGUGUUGGUAAAUGUAACUUUAAAAGCCAUAUUAUCUGCCUUAUCCCCAUAUGUCUGAAGCAGUAAACCGUAUGUUCUUGUUCCCACUCUGAACCUUCCAUACAACAGUCAUGACUGAGACUUUUUAUGGGCCGCUGUGUUUGGAGCAGCUGUUUUAUAGAGCCAAUAUUGUACUUCACACAGCCUUUUUACACAUACAGUAGCUCUCUGCACCUAUAAGAACUGAACCAGCAUGUUUGCUUGGAUACAUGACCGAGCACUUUGCGCUGGUCUUUGCAACAUCACCAAUUAAAAGAAGUACACUUUUUAAAUUUUCCUAUUUAAUAUCAGUUAUGGUUUGAUACUUUGAUAAAUGUCAGUUAAUUAGUUGAUGCCUUUCUUGAUUUUAUUACCUGGGGACAGAAUACUGGGACCCACCGAUAUUGUUAGUUAGUGUAUUUGUACUUCUUGUGCCUGGACUUUUUUUUUUUUUUUUUUGGUCUAACUGUAUGAUAGAAUGAGAUUUUUAAACGUUAUUAUGAGUGUGACCCAGAGCUACCUAACACUGGUAUUAUUCUAAAAUGAGUAACUGCCGAUUAAUGCAAGGUUUUAUGUUUGAUAGCUGCUAUUUGUCCUUUUUAAUCACAGUGUUUAAUGAACUGACAUGGUAUUGACUCAUAAAGCUUUUAUUAUGAUGACUCUACGGUGAAAAAAACAUUUCACACAAAAAGAUGACAUGUCAUAAAACUCAAUCACUGUGUCUUAAAUCUCAUACAUCAAACAGUGCUGUUGCACACUUACCGGAUAUGACGAUUAGCUAAUUAGCAAGCUAGCAUUAGCAUUCACGUUAUCGUUUGCGGUACCAAAUCAUUACAAACUGCUAAAUUAACCCAAGAAACCUACUGAUUGCUUAUAUGUGACAACAGUAUAGUGGUAAUGUUCACCGUAGUUACAACGUCCUUGGCCACCAUUUCCUUUUGAAAUGUGGUUCCUUCCCUUCCGAUACAUAGCCAAGAUGGUGAUCAUUGAGGGUGAGAAGUGUCCAUAGACUGUUUUGAGUUUACUAUCUAGGUACUCCUAGUGCACUGCAUUUUUUCAUACUUCUCAGUGUAUGAAGUGUGCACUCACGCAAUCAAAAUAUGAAGUGUAAGUACAGAAGAAUGCGAUUUGAGACACAGUGCAAAUGAUGUUUGACAAAAGACAACUGUGGAAAUGGUGAAAUGUUGUGUUUUGCACCUCAGAGCCACCAUAGGUUACAACUGAACAGUUAAAAGGUAAUGUGUUAUAAGCAUAGUGCCUUUAAUACCCAUCAGAACACCAUAUUUUAGUGUUGAACAAUGCUGAUGUUAAUGCUUGAGUAUGCAAGAGUAUGUGCCACAAUGUUAGAAUACUUUCUGUAGCCUUUGAAAAACUGAAUAACUGAUGUUCACUUGUGUUGAGUAGAGUUAAGUGGAAUAAUGUAGAAUAAUUUAGACUAUUUAAUGAUGAAGAUUCAGUGAACAAACUGGUGGGUGAUGAAUAACAUGCACUAUUUGAUAGAAACUUUUUUUCUUUAACCGUGGAAUUGUGAAAGCCAAACAAUGCAUAACUGGAUACAAAAGGCAAGAAGAUGAAUUAUUCUGUGUAAUAUGGCAUUUAUAUGAAACUGUUUGAUGUCAUAUUAAAAUAAAAUGGUUUUGA
This is a messenger RNA of Scomber japonicus (chub mackerel), 7152 nucleotides long. It is a transcript of the gene pnpla7b, whose product is annotated as patatin-like phospholipase domain containing 7b. Gene Ontology annotation, biological process: lipid metabolic process. The transcript has 35 exons. Bases 221 to 4183 code for a protein of 1320 amino acids. Gene Ontology annotation, cellular component: endoplasmic reticulum. Gene Ontology annotation, molecular function: phosphatidylcholine lysophospholipase A1 activity. The record is from RefSeq and is a predicted model, not a curated record. NCBI's taxonomy places the organism in Eukaryota, Metazoa, Chordata, Actinopteri, Scombriformes, Scombridae.